This is a messenger RNA of Maudiozyma barnettii, 330 nucleotides long. It is a transcript of the gene RBL2, whose product is annotated as Rbl2p. The transcript has a single exon. Gene Ontology annotation, molecular function: beta-tubulin binding. The record is from RefSeq and is a predicted model, not a curated record. NCBI's taxonomy places the organism in Eukaryota, Fungi, Ascomycota, Saccharomycetes, Saccharomycetales, Saccharomycetaceae. Gene Ontology annotation, cellular component: cytosol; microtubule cytoskeleton. Gene Ontology annotation, biological process: tubulin complex assembly; post-chaperonin tubulin folding pathway. Bases 1 to 330 code for a protein of 109 amino acids.
AUGGCCCCAACGCAAUUAGAGAUUAAAGUUAAAGCACUAGAAAGGUUGGUGAAGGAAGAGAGUUAUUACCUACAAGAAGCAAAGGAUCAAGCUGCUCAUGUAGAAAGCUUAAAGAAUGAUCCUAAAAUCGAUCCUUAUGACUUAAAGAAACAAGUAGAAGUCCUGGAGGAUACUCAAAGAUUACUUCCAACUUUAUACCAAAAGAUUCGUGAAUUCAAAGAUGACCUUUCACAGUUUCUAGCAUCUUACAAGGGUAUAGAAAAGACAGACCCAGCUAAAGCCGCUUUGGAGAGUGCAGACGCUUUAUUAGCUACGGUUGAUCAAAAAUAA